CCAUCAUGACUAGUGAACACGACAAACCAAUAUAGUAUCAGAAAAAAAGAAAGAGGAAUAACUUUUCGCCAGAUCACUCAUCUUUUAGUUAAUGCGCAUUUACGCGUCUUGCGCACAACUUCUACUGAGCAGAAUAAGUCAUUGAAACGGAUAAACUCAUUCAACAAUUUGACAAGGAACAAACAUCACAGAGCAGAUAAUGAAGCUCACGCGUGUUUUUUUCGCUGCUGUGUUCAUCGUUGCGUGUUUCUACUUUCUCCAAACUGCUGCGUCUCCAUUUACGCAGGAGGUACAACAUGAAGAUGAGAUGAACAGUGAAGCACCACAGAUGAACUACCACAGUACAGAAACUACACCUGAACAAAGCAAUCCACUGGCACUGUUCAGAAGCAAGCGACAGAGUCAUCUUUCCAUGUGCAGAUAUUGCUGCAAGUGUUGUCGCAACAAAGGAUGCGGAUUCUGCUGCAGAUUUUGAUCAUAUCGAUAUAUAAGAGAGUUCAUAAUAAGAGCUGCUUAUCCCAAGUUGGACAUUAACUUAUUUUAUCUUUUUAAAACCUCCUGAAAUUUGCCUAUCGAGCAGAAGAGGAAAUCUAUUAUGUUUAAAGCACAAAACGGGUAUAAAUGCGGUGUAUUAUUGCUGAAUGCUUUCUACUGCUUUGUAAAGUGUCUAAAAUUUGUAACAACACAAUGAGGAGAAAUGUUGCUUUGUUCUUUUGUUAUUGUCUAAAGAAUGUAUUUUUUUACAUGUUUUGUACAUAUUUUUACACAUGUGUACGUAAAUGUUUAAUCAAUGAUUGUUUAGUAGUGAAAUGAAAACCUUUUGUAAUAAAAUCAGACUCCUGA
Molecule: messenger RNA, 843 nt
Organism: Misgurnus anguillicaudatus (oriental weatherfish)
Lineage: Eukaryota; Metazoa; Chordata; Actinopteri; Cypriniformes; Cobitidae
Gene: hamp
Product: hepcidin antimicrobial peptide
Biological process (GO): intracellular iron ion homeostasis; defense response to bacterium
Cellular component (GO): extracellular region
Source: RefSeq, a predicted model, not a curated record